AUGACUUGUAGAAUUCGUAUACUUAGAGAAGGAGGAUAUUUUAAUUUGUUUAAGAAAAUCGGUUAUUAUAACAAUUUUAUAAAAUCUCAUGAUUUUAUUAAUUUCAAUCGAAAGUAUUUUACAACUGGAAAUUUAGAGAACAACGAUUCAAAAGAUGAUACUAUUCGAAUAGACGGUGAUUCUUAUCCAGUAGAUGAUUUUACAAAUGUAACUUCGAGUAUAUUAUCAAAGAUUAAAAGAAAAUUACAUUUACGUCCAUCACAUCCAAUCUCAAUAUUACGAAAUUUAAUUGAAACUCAGCUCAAUGAUUUUCGACAUAUUCAUGCAUUCAAUCCAAUCGUAAGCACUCGACAAAAUUUUGAUGAUCUUGGCUUUCCCAUUGAUCAUGUUGGAAGAAAUAAAACCGAUAGUUAUUACAUUAACAGAUCUGUAAUGUUACGUACUCACACAUCGGCGCAUCAACUUCAAAUCCUUUCCGCGGGUGAAAAUAAAUUUCUGGUGAGCGCCGAUGUUUAUCGAAGAGAUGAAAUCGACUCUAGUCAUUAUCCAGUAUUUCAUCAAAUGGAAGGUGUUCAAGUUUUCGAUAUUGCCGAAGCAAAAGAACAAGUCUCGCGUGAGAUUACUAAAAUGGGACAAUUCAAUUAUUCUUCUGUACUAAUUAGUAAUGAAGAUGAAAAAGACUCGGAUACAUCAAUUGAUAAUCGAAAGAAUCCAAUACAAGCUUGUCAUCCUAUCGAGGCGGCUAAUUCAGUUGGCCUACAUCUCAAGCACACAUUAAAUGAGUUGGUAAAGAGAUUGUUUAAAGAUGAGAAAGAAUUAAAAGUUCGUUGGAUUGAUGCUUAUUUUCCAUUUACAAGUCCAAGUUGGGAAAUGGAAGUGUUAUAUCAAGGAAAAUGGCUGGAAAUAUGUGGAUGUGGUGUUAUAUUACAAGAUAUUAUGAAUAAAGCAGAAAGACCAAAUGAGAUUGGCUGGGCUUUCGGUCUUGGAUUGGAAAGAAUUGCAAUGGUUUUGUUUGAUAUACCUGACAUUCGACUGUUUUGGUCAAAAGAUCCGCGAUUCUUGGAUCAAUUUACCUUCAAUGAAAUAAAAAAGUUCAAACCUUUUUCAAAGUAUCCCGCUUCCGCUAGAGAUAUCAGUUUUUGGGUGGACAAUAAUACCGAUUUCCAUGAGAAUAAUUUUUGUGAACUUGUGAGAAGCGUCGCUGGAGACCUGGUGGAAGACGCGAAAAUGAUUGAUGAAUUUAUACAUCCCGUUUCGAAAAGGCGAAGUUUAUGUUAUAGAAUUAUUUAUCGAUCUAUGGAUAGGAAUGUAACGAAUGAGGAGAUUAAUCAAAUACAAUUGAAUGUUCAGAAAGAAGUUCAAACUCAACUUGGUGUAACUCUUCGCUAA
Molecule: messenger RNA, 1389 nt
Organism: Ambispora leptoticha
Lineage: Eukaryota; Fungi; Glomeromycota; Glomeromycetes; Archaeosporales; Ambisporaceae
Source: the annotation of a GenBank genome assembly